Molecule: messenger RNA, 1538 nt
Organism: Liolophura sinensis
Lineage: Eukaryota; Metazoa; Mollusca; Polyplacophora; Chitonida; Chitonidae
Exons: 2
Coding region: 232-1368 (378 amino acids)
Source: RefSeq, a predicted model, not a curated record
GUACGGGAGUAUUGGCGACCGCACAGAACAUUUCGGGGAUGGUACACCCCCACCAUCCAGCAGAGUCGGGAUGCCCAAACGGCCGUGGUGACCGUGUCGCUGACCAUCAAUGCCUGUACUCUGUGCUACCUGGUCAGCCGGGCCGCCCUGGGCUACCUACUGGUAUGUCUGCCCCGCGGUCUCCAACACCUGGCACAAAAGCUCAUCAACCUUCACACCGACCAGUCUUGGAUGUUACCAAAAAUAUUCACAGAGCAGUUGAUGACAUGGACGAUAAUUGUACUUGCCGUGGUGGAUUUGGCACGUGGUGAUAUGAUCGCUCAUCCUUUUGUUCCCAAAUCCUCGCGAGAUACACACCUGACAGGAAUCAUCUUCUGCAUGAACAUGGGAAAAUAUGUUUAUAAAGCUGUUCAAGAUUUGACGCUAAUCCUCCAUUUGUCCAACGUCAAAGUGGACUUGCUGCACCAUUCCGUGACUUUGACCUGUUACGCUGUGUUCUACAGUUGCAGAGAAAAUCUUUUGUUAGGUCUUGUUGGCAUCCUUAUGGAAUCCGACCUUCUAUGCAACGAAGUUAUAAGAAUUUAUAAAGAAAUUUCCUGUGAUAGAACCAGUAAAUGUUACAAAAGACUUGUGACAUUUGGAAGUUCUUGGACAUUGGUAUCUAGGGGCGUGGUUCCCGUCGCCUUCCUAAUAACGGCUGUUCUUCAUCAGGACGUAAUGGCCAUGCAGUUCAUUACAAUUAUUUUCUGGUUUUUAGCAAUCGUCUUCUUCCUAGCUAUCAACAUAUGGAUAAUUUUUCGAAGUGGAGUGCGCAUGCGCAAGGCUUUUAUUGAACACCCUUUGCCUGUGAACGCCAGAGACGUGGAGGAAUUACCAUCUGGUGAAGACCAGUAUCAUCAGAGCGACGCCACGCCUGCCGUCACUGUAACUUGUCCAGCGGAGUCCCCACGCGUUCCCGAGAAAACCAUUCCUUUGCAUUAUAAAAACGAUCUCAGUUAUCUUAGUCCAUAUAGUAACAUUAACAUAAGCGGUGGUGAUAGAAAUACCAAGCUGAACGUUUCCAACAAGAAGGCCACAGUGAAAGACUCUGUGCACAAUAUUGCCGCUUUGUUCAAGGCUACCCCGUUACAAAUUUUAGAUAAACGUCGAUUCGAAGGCGAGGACCAAACUGUUUCACCCAGUACCCCUUCACGAAGGCCGAGAACUUUUACGGAAAUGACCGAGAACUGUCGGAGGUCACCGAUGAGAGAAUCGGUUAUAGAUAUGCGGGCGGAUGAAUCACGUGACGUUGUGCCAAGUGUUGUCAUUUUCAGCCCUGAGAGUCACCAACGGCCUGGACACACGCGAUCAAAUUAUCACCGGAUAUAAAGAGCUGUGGAAUUUCGCAUAUUUUGUUUUCUUUUUUUUAUUUUACCACCAAUGUUGUCCGUUUCAAAUGAUCUCAGUAUUUUACACAAUAUCCAGGCAGCAGCAAGCCGACACUGUAUAUUGUGAAAUAAAUAAAGAAAUGUUUUUGACAAUGAAGACAUGUGAACAUU